CAUAACCAACAAAACUUAAGGCUGAUGAUGACUGUCUUCUGGGCUGUCGUAAAGUUGGAAAAAUAUUAAUUUUACAAUGGCAGUUUCUUAAGUUACUAAUUAAUUAUUUCAGAGUUUGGAAGACUGGCAACAGUGCACGAGACACAUUAUUACGCUGUUCCUAAUACUGUCGCAGAUAUUGAUGUACUGUUCAUUUGGGGAACAAGUGCUCCAAGGGGGGUGGGAUGUCGAUCACGCUAUGUACUCAACACCGUGGUACACUUACUCGCAGAUGUACAAGAAGCAUUUGGUUUUGGUUAUAAUGCGAGCUCAACGGCCUGUUGAGAUCACGGUAGGCCAUUACUACAGUCUGUCAUUGCAGUCCUGUGAACUGAUCAUUCAAAACAUAUACUUCUUCUCAAUGUUUCUGAAUCAGAUUAACAACAAAUCAAAACAUGCUGCUGUCAAAGGAGGAUCACCUUUAGUAAACGUUGAAUAGAAGCACACUGGAAUAAUAUAAGUCAUGUUAUUGAUUUUUACAGAAAAUGCAACAAAUUGAACAUUGUAUCAUAAGAAACAUCUGUUUUGUGGUGGAAGAAGUUUGAUGCUAAUAUAUUAAUUAAAGUAUUGCAUCUGGUUUUUUGUUUAUUUGUAUAAUAUAAUAAAUAUUUGUUUAAUUAAACUGA
Zootermopsis nevadensis is the source of this 665-nucleotide messenger RNA. The record is from RefSeq and is a predicted model, not a curated record. Lineage: Eukaryota; Metazoa; Arthropoda; Insecta; Blattodea; Termopsidae.